Molecule: messenger RNA, 623 nt
Organism: Drosophila erecta
Lineage: Eukaryota; Metazoa; Arthropoda; Insecta; Diptera; Drosophilidae
Gene: CheA87a
Exons: 2
Coding region: 16-567 (183 amino acids)
Source: RefSeq, a predicted model, not a curated record
UGUCAACGUAUCGUAAUGGGCUCCUCUUUAUAUCCCGUCUCUUAUCUGGCGGUGCUGGCAACUAUCCUAGUUGCAAGCAAUGUUGGAGUCCAGGCUAAAAGAACGAUCAGAAUUCAGAGUUUAGAUAAGGUGACUGAGGAUACCACACAUCUGCGCAGCCAUCUGCGAAUCGCUGAGUCCGAGGAAAAUGAGUUUAAGGUCGAUGGAUAUCUCGAUCUGACUCACAGCCUCGACAAUGAUUGGACGGUUGUGCUUAAGGUUUUAAGAUCCCCGGAUGGCGACGCAGACUUCGAAAAGGUUUUGACAUUGGAGAUGCAGCUUUGCGACUUUAUGAAGAGCUACUACAAGGAUAUAUUUUACGAACGGAUCAAGGGUUACUCGAACGCCCCGCAUCCUGGCAGCUGUCCUCUACCCAAGGAGCGUUAUGUACUAGAGGACUAUCCUUUCAAAGUCAAGGUGCUCAAAAAACUGAUGACUCCGGGCUUCUAUCUCAUAAAGUAUUCGCUUAAGAAUGAAGAGACAAAAAUAUUAUCGUAUGUGCUGCAUAUAGAGUUGGAGGAGGACUAAUGCCAGCUCAAAUGUUUCAUUUAUUGCGUAGAAAAUAAAACUAUUCGUAUGAUCGC